This is a messenger RNA of Cryptosporidium muris RN66, 441 nucleotides long. RefSeq names its product signal recognition particle 19 protein, putative. The transcript has a single exon. Gene Ontology annotation, biological process: SRP-dependent cotranslational protein targeting to membrane; SRP-dependent cotranslational protein targeting to membrane, signal sequence recognition. The record is from RefSeq and is a predicted model, not a curated record. Gene Ontology annotation, molecular function: 7S RNA binding. Bases 1 to 441 code for a protein of 146 amino acids. Gene Ontology annotation, cellular component: signal recognition particle, endoplasmic reticulum targeting. NCBI's taxonomy places the organism in Eukaryota, Apicomplexa, Conoidasida, Eucoccidiorida, Cryptosporidiidae.
AUGGUAACUCCCUUAUCAAGCGACGAUACGGAUGUAUCUAGGUGGAAGGUGAUAUAUCCAGCAUACAUUGACAAGAACAAAACUAUUUCUAAGGGACGUCUAAUUAGUACACGCCAUUGCAUUGAAUGCCCAAAUGUUGCAGAGAUGGCAGAGAUUUGUGUACAAUUAGGUAUCCCAUAUAAGAUUGAAUGUAAGCGCUAUCCAAGAGAUUUUAUGGUGUUGGGCAGGCUUAGAUAUAAACUUUUUAAUAAAGAUGGUGAUGCAUUCAAUGAUGAAAUUUUAACCAAAAAAAUGCUGUUAAUACAUAUGGGUCAAAAUAUACCAAAGCUUAAAAGCAGGCUAUCUCAAAUAAAUAGUUCUUCUUCAUCUAGCUCUUCGAGUAGUACUGGAAAGGGUACAGGUGUAGCAGGAAAGUGUAAGAACAAGCAUAAGAAGAAGUAA